Molecule: messenger RNA, 1865 nt
Organism: Cucumis melo (muskmelon)
Lineage: Eukaryota; Viridiplantae; Streptophyta; Magnoliopsida; Cucurbitales; Cucurbitaceae
Product: 3-oxoacyl-[acyl-carrier-protein] synthase 3 A, chloroplastic
Exons: 8
Coding region: 382-1596 (404 amino acids)
Biological process (GO): fatty acid biosynthetic process
Cellular component (GO): chloroplast
Molecular function (GO): 3-oxoacyl-[acyl-carrier-protein] synthase activity
Source: RefSeq, a predicted model, not a curated record
UCUCUUUUUCCUUCUAACUACAAGAGACUUAUAAAUGAAAAAUCAAAUCUUGGUGGGGGAAAGGGCAAGGCAAUGCAUGUCUGAUCCUUCCUGUUUGAGCUGAAUUUGCUAAACAUUGGAGUUUCCGCUAUUUGGGUUUUGGAGUAAUCGCCCCCAUUUUCUCUUUUUUCCCUUUCUCCUCUGUCUCUCUUUUCUUUUUCUCGGACUUUUCUAGGAUUUUUUGCAGAAUAAGCAUUGAAAAUCGCCAUUUCGAUCUUUUCCCUCUUAUGGGUUCUGGGUUUGAAUGCUGUUUUCACCCCAUUUUUCACUGUUUUUAAGUUGUUGUUACUUUCCCAAGUCUCUCUUUGUUUUUUGUGUUGUGGGUUCUGAGUGUUUAGUACAAUGGCAAAUACAUCUGGCUUCUUUGCAACAUCAGUCCCGAGUCUAAGGACGAGGAAUUUUCCAUUAGGAGGCAGUUUUCGAUCUGGGUUUAGAUCAUCUGAUGGAAUUCCUAAAGUAAUAUUCUGUUCUACUUCUAUCGGCGCAGAGAAGGUUUCUUCUGGAGCUUCCCCUUCUGAAUCUCGGGUGCCCAGGAUCCUCACCAGAGGCUGCAAGCUAGUUGGGUGUGGUUCAGCUGUACCAAGUCUUCAGAUUUCAAAUGAUGAUCUUGCAAAGUUGGUUGAUACAAAUGAUGAAUGGAUAUCUGUUCGCACUGGUAUUCGCAAUCGAAGGGUGAUUGCAGGCAAGGACAGUAGCCUGACAGCUUUGGCAGCAGAGGCAGCAAGAGGAGCUCUUCAAAUGGCUCAAGUUGAACCUGAUGAUGUAGACUUGGUAUUAAUGUGCACUUCGACACCAGAGGAUCUUUUUGGCAAUGCUCCACAGGUCCAAAAAGCUCUUGGUUGUAAAAGAAAUCCUUUGUCUUAUGAUAUAACAGCUGCAUGUAGUGGAUUUCUACUGGGUUUAGUAUCUGCUGCUUGUCACAUAAGGGGAGGUGGGUUUUCUAAUGUUCUUGUCAUUGGUGCUGAUGCUCUUUCUCGCUAUGUUGACUGGUCUGAUAGAGCAUCCUGCAUUCUUUUCGGAGAUGCUGCUGGUGCUGUACUACUGCAGGCAUGUGAUACUGAGGAUGAUGGUUUAUUUGGUUUUGACUUGCACAGUGAUGGGGAUGGCCAAAGGCAUUUGAAUGCUGGGAUCAAGGAAAAGGAAACUGAUAAAAGUUUGGGUUCUAACGGCUUUGUGGCUGGUUUUCCUCCCAAAAAUGUCACCUAUUCUUGUAUUCAUAUGAAUGGCAAGGAGGUGUUUCGAUUUGCUGUUCGCUGUGUGCCACAGUCAAUCGAAGCUGCCCUUCAACAAGCUGGUCUAAAUGCAUCUAACAUUGAUUGGUUGUUGUUACAUCAGGCAAACCAAAGGAUCAUCGACGCAGUAGCUGCUCGAUUAGAGGUUCCAUCAGAGCGUGUGAUAUCGAAUCUGGCAAACUACGGUAACACAAGUGCAGCUUCCAUUCCAUUGGCAUUGGACGAAGCAGUUCGAAGUGGGAAGGUGAAGGCAGGGCAUACGAUCGCAACUUCAGGUUUCGGGGCAGGUCUAACCUGGGGGUCUGCAAUUCUUAGAUGGGGUUGAAACUUGAAAGUCCCAAAGAUCAUCUUCUACUAGAAGUAAGAAGAGAGAAUGUAUAUGUUAUUGCAGAUUUUGGGAUGCUGCAAUGACAGUGACACUAGCUUGACAAUUCAAUCCCCCUUGCCUUCUUCUACUUGUUUGUUUGGUUUUUCUUUCUUUUUAGAGAUUUUGAACACUAGAACUGAACUUUCAUUCUUUCUUUCUGACUCACAAAUAAUUGAGUGCUGCUUAAUUUAAUGUAAUCCCCUCCUCUCUUUUUCCACUUUUCUCAA